AUGUUUUCAAAGAAGAAGAAGAAGCCUCUUAUUUCACCUCCAAGUAAUUUUGAACAUAGGGUGCAUACAGGCUUUGAUAAAAGAGAGGGCAAGUUUGUUGGGUUACCAUUGCAAUGGGCUUCUCUUGUGGGGAAUAAUCAGAUUUUUAAAUCAACCAAUAGACCUCUUCCAUUAGUAGAUCCAUCUGAAAUUACUCCUACUGAAAUAUUAGAUUUAAAAACAAUAGUCAGAGGUGAACAUAGAUCAGCAUCUGUUGCAUCUAUGACACGUCCUCCCUCUACUAAUCCAACUUUCAUCAACACUCAGCCAGUACAAAAUGGAGUUGUUUUACCAAAAACAUCAAAUGUCGCUCGAUCUAAUUCUCUGAGAAGUACAAGUCCACCACGCAUAAGAAGAGAUUUGCGUAAUCAAGCUAAUGUUCCACCAGCAGUUCCUGAGGAAUCUCCUCCAGUGCCACCUGCUCCACAGCAGUAUCCUAGUUUACGACGUGAGCAAAGCAAUUUUGCUUUAAAAAAGUCAAUACCAGAAUCACCUGUAGAAUGGACACAGUCUUUGCAUGAGACUUCUGUAAAGCCAAUUUCUGAGCUGAAUGAUAAUCAACAAGCAACAAUAACGUACCAAAACAUAGAAAAUGCUAAUGUGCCUUACCAACACAAUCAUCCACCUCAAACACAGCCAAUGCCAUAUGGAAUGCAAGGCCAUAACGGAAAUUAUAUAAGUGACUCCUAUUCCAUAACAAGGCAUCAACAUGGCAUGCCUCCUGGGGCUCCAUCCCAUUUGCCUCUUGCUGCCUCUAAACAUGAGUUGCGUUUAACACAUGAACAGUUUCGUGCAGCGCUGCGUCUUGUUGUAAGUGAAGGUGAUCCCAAAGCAACCUUGGUAGGUUUUAACAAAAUUGGCGAAGGAAGCACGGGCUUUGUGUGUUCUGCCACAGACACGCGCACACGACGUCGUGUCGCAGUCAAGAUGAUGAAUUUAAGAAAGCAACAACGUAGAGAGCUGCUCUUUAAUGAAGUGGUAAUAAUGCGUGACUACCCUCAUGCUAAUAUAGUUGAAAUGCAUGCCUCUUACUUGGUAGGGGAUGAAUUGUGGGUAGUAAUGGAGUAUAUGGCUGGAGGCUCACUCACUGACAUAGUGACACGCUCAAGAAUGGAUCCAGAGCAAAUUGCAACUGUUUGUAAACAGUGCCUAAAGGCUUUAUCAUUUCUACAUGGACAAGGAGUUAUACAUAGAGAUAUUAAAUCCGACUCUAUACUGUUGACAUCGGAUGGUCGAGUAAAAUUGUCAGACUUUGGAUUUUGUGCCCAAGUUUCACAAGAAUUGCCAAAGCGAAAGUCUUUAGUCGGAACUCCAUAUUGGAUGUCCCCUGAGGUAAUAUCAAGACUACCAUACGGUCCAGAAGUAGAUGUAUGGUCCUUGGGCAUAAUGCUUGUUGAGAUGGUGGAUGGAGAGCCACCAUUCUUCAAUGAACCUCCACUUCAGGCGAUGCGACGCAUACGUGAUAUGCCGCCGCCGCGACCACGCGGUGCAGCGAGAUGUCCACCCGAUCUACUCCAGUUCCUCGAGUGCGCUUUAGUCAGAGAUCCGGCUCAGAGGCAAUCCGCGGCCAGAUUGUUACAUCAUCCCUUCUUGCGCCGCGCCGGACCGCCGGCUUUGCUGGUGCCACUCAUGCCUCCACACCAUCAGAAUCAACAUCAUCAAAUCCCAGCACCGGCUCAAAUGCAUCAGUAG
Molecule: messenger RNA, 1731 nt
Organism: Parnassius apollo (apollo)
Lineage: Eukaryota; Metazoa; Arthropoda; Insecta; Lepidoptera; Papilionidae
Source: the annotation of a GenBank genome assembly